This is a messenger RNA of Empidonax traillii (willow flycatcher), 3381 nucleotides long. It is a transcript of the gene NR1H3, whose product is annotated as nuclear receptor subfamily 1 group H member 3. The coding region runs from base 366 to 1595 and encodes 409 amino acids. The transcript is spliced from 8 exons. Gene Ontology annotation, biological process: negative regulation of transcription by RNA polymerase II; positive regulation of transcription by RNA polymerase II; lipid metabolic process. Lineage: Eukaryota; Metazoa; Chordata; Aves; Passeriformes; Tyrannidae. The record is from RefSeq and is a predicted model, not a curated record. Gene Ontology annotation, molecular function: nuclear receptor activity; zinc ion binding; RNA polymerase II cis-regulatory region sequence-specific DNA binding.
AUAAAUCUUUUGGCAAUAAAAGGAUAGUUCUGCACCUGGAUGUGCUAAUCUUGUACCUUUUACCACAGUUUGUUCAAAUACUGUGUUUCAAGAGUAUAAACAUUGAUAAAACAAAGCUAAUUAAGGAAAUGAAAUCUUGAAGCUCGUUUGGGGUGCAGCCCUUAAUAGAUUUUGGAAGUUAAUAUCUCAAUAGCUGAACUCUUGCCUCUUUUGCAUCUGUUUGUUUUUUCCACAGGUACUUCCUUUCUGACUUUGAGUAGCAGAGAAAAACUAAAGACCUUGAAGAAAGACGCCUACGGCCCCUUGCUUGGCAGAAACAAUGCUGCAGCGAUGAGAUUACAGUGAGCCCUUCCUGUGUGGCCUCCAUGGGUCCCACUCAACUCAGCACACAGGAUCAUGGGAAGAGGGUGGCAAGUGUAUUUGAGAUGGAGGAGGAAGGGCUUUCGCUCUUCCCUGGCUCAGAGAACCCCCCUGAGCAUGCAGAAAAUCCCCCCUUGAAGCGGAAGAAGGGCCCAGCCCCUAAGAUGCUGGGAAAUGAAGUGUGCAGCGUGUGUGGGGACAAGGCCUCUGGCUUCCACUACAACGUGCUGAGCUGUGAAGGCUGCAAGGGCUUCUUCCGCCGCAGCGUCAUCAAGGGAGCGCAGUACGUGUGCAAGAACGGCGGCAAGUGCGAGAUGGACAUGUACAUGCGGCGCAAGUGCCAGGAGUGCCGGCUGCGCAAGUGCCAGGAGGCGGGCAUGAGGGAGCAGUAUGUUCUGUCUGAAGAACAGAUCCGACUGAAGAAACUGAAGAAGCAGGAAGACGAUCAGGCUCGGACAGUUGUGGUGCGUCCAAACCCUCCGAAUCCGCCAAGCCCUUCCCACAAGCUAACGCCGGAACAGCUGAACAUGAUAAAAAAGCUUGUGGCUGCUCAGCAGCAGUGCAACCAGCGCUCAUUCACAGACAGGAUCAAAGUGACGCCAUGGCCCCAGAUUCCUGACCCUAAUAACCGUGAAGCGAGGCAGCAGCGUUUCGCUCACUUUACAGAACUUGCAAUUAUCUCUGUGCAAGAGAUUGUGGAUUUUGCCAAGCAACUACCUGGCUUCCUGGAGCUCACCAGGGAAGAUCAGAUUGCUUUACUGAAGACAUCUACCAUAGAGGUGAUGUUGCUGGAGACAUCUCGGCGCUAUAAUCCAGAGAUUGAGAGCAUCACCUUUCUUAAGGACCUGAGCUAUAAUCGGGAUGACUUCGCCAAAGCAGGUCUGCAGUUUGAGUUCAUUAACCCCAUCUUUGAGUUCUCAAAGGGAAUGAAUGAGCUACAGCUUAACGAUGCUGAAUAUGCACUUUUAAUUGCCAUCAACAUUUUCUCUGCAGACCGACCGAAUGUGCAGGACCAGUCCUUGGUGGAGAGGCUGCAGCACACCUAUGUGGAAGCCCUUCAUUCUUACAUUUGUAUCAACAGACCAAAUGACCGCCUGAUGUUUCCACGGAUGUUAAUGAAGCUGGUCAGUCUUAGGACACUAAGCAGUGUCCACUCUGAGCAGGUGUUUGCCCUUCGGCUGCAGGACAAGAAACUCCCUCCUCUGCUCUCAGAAAUCUGGGAUGUGCAUGAGUGACCGCAUGCUCCCAGAAUGCUGACGUGCUGACAUAAUGCCAUCUCCCAGCCUUUGCUAAUGAGAAGCCAGCCUCCCCUCUCCAAAGCACUGAACCCUGGGCUAGGCAUGCAGGGAGUGAUGAGCCCGGGGUUUCAAUGUUGUCAUGAGACUAUGCAGGAGGCAGCUGGGGUAGAUCAGAUGGAGGGGUUGGUUUUGAUGCAGUGCCCAUACCCUAAAGGAAUAACGUGAAACAUUUGAAAACGGUAGAAAUGAAGACUUCCUCCUGCCCCCCCAACUCCUCUUUCUUCAGAGUCUUUCUCUUCUCUAAGCAUAUGCUGAAGGUUUGCCCUUUGAUCCUCUUCUCACUGAUUAUGAAAAUGAAUUUGCAGGAACUUGCCAAAAGCUCUCUAUUGAGAGUAACCCAGCUCGAAAGGCUUCUGCAGGGUCCCCAGUGUACCUGGAUCUGAGAAGCUCAGGGAAGUCAGUGUGGAUGUUCUAUGGGUUUCACUGGGUUUCCUAUAAAUAAAAUCUCUUGAAUGUGCUGCCCUCUACAAUGAUUCCAAGAGAAGUAGCUUUUAUUUCUUUAUUAUGAGACUUCAUUUCUAGAGCUGCCCUUUAUUCUGGCCCUCCUUUGGAAAAAGGAUUCCUCUAAUAUGUAGUGCCCUUUGUCUAACAGGGAGAUUCUCUGGGUAGGGAACAUUUGUACAUCAGAAAGAUGUCAGGCAUAAAGUAGUGGACUUUUUUUUAUAUAAUGCAUCACAGUUUUAUCUCAUGGUUCUCAGACAGUUCAAUUUACCUUUGACUUGCUAACAGCUGGAAAACUUUAGUUCAAAACAGAUCAGAGCAUAGAUUUUUAUCUUUAGGGGUGGAAUAGAAGAAAGGUGGGAAGGACUGGUACCUAGGUGAGGUAGGUGUGGUGGAAGGAUCUCAAAAACUUCCAAGAAUCUGAAGCAUGUGGUAUGUAUUCCAAGGUGGGUGUGAAGAUGUGUUGGCCAAGGAGAGAGGACACACUGCAUUUAGUGAAAUAUGUGGGCAUUGCGUAAGCUAUGGGCUGCACAACUCUCAGAUCGUGGGCUGCAGGAAUAUUGCGUGUAAUCAGAUCCACUUGUGUUGUCUUCCUUUUUGCCAAAGUCUUUCCAAGGUUUUAGGAAUUAUAAUGGGAUAUGGAGGUCCCUCCUGUAUGAGGAGUGCCAACUGCUUUAGAAGGACACUUUGGUCUUGUAUCCUUUCUUCACUUGGGGCAUUGUGAGAUCCACACUGGAUUUAUGCCCCAAGUUUUUAAGUAUCCACAUUCAUAAGUAUUCUAGAAUUUACAGCAAUAUUUUGUCUGACAGAAGAGAAAUAUACUGUUGUAAAACAUGUUCCUUACUUUCCAAGAAACAACAUCUUAUAGCUGAUCUCAGAGAUGUAACCUUAAGUAUCCUGGUAGCUUGGUCUCAUGAGUCUUCUCUGUCAUAGGGGUCUUUGUUUGCUUGCCCGGUGAGUAUCCCAAGAGCAUAGGUUCACAUGGCUCGGGUUUUUUUUGUUUGUCUGUUUUUUGGUUUGUUUGUUGUUGUUUUUUUUUGGCUGUGUAUCUGAGCGCUAUGCCCGUGGUGAGGGUAUCGUGUCCAUUUUGCACUUGAGGUUGGUCCCCUGCCACUGGCCUUCACUCUGCACCUUUGUAAAGCACUUGUAACAAUCUGUAAAAUAAUCUGUUGUUUUUUAUAACUCAUUGCAAUUGCAGAAAUUCUUGUUUAAAUCUGUAUUUUUAACUAAUCUGUUUGAGAAAUGUUAAUGUUUAUAUAAAAGAAUAAAGCCUAAUACAGGA